This is a messenger RNA of Heterobasidion irregulare TC 32-1, 1476 nucleotides long. RefSeq lists its product as uncharacterized. The record is from RefSeq and is a predicted model, not a curated record. The coding region runs from base 1 to 1476 and encodes 491 amino acids. NCBI's taxonomy places the organism in Eukaryota, Fungi, Basidiomycota, Agaricomycetes, Russulales, Bondarzewiaceae. Gene Ontology annotation, molecular function: protein kinase activator activity; molecular adaptor activity. Gene Ontology annotation, cellular component: Atg1/ULK1 kinase complex; phagophore assembly site. Gene Ontology annotation, biological process: autophagy of mitochondrion; piecemeal microautophagy of the nucleus; autophagosome assembly. The transcript has 9 exons.
AUGACAUCCCCUGCGCCUGCGCACCAAGACAACUCUCAUAUCGUUUCUCUUGUUCUACAGUCGAAGAAGGCGCUUCAGCACGGCAAGACACUCUGUUCCCGCGCGAGUGACCUGUCCAACUCCUCCGCCCAGGAUGCGCUCGACAUCCUUGCGUUAAAUGCCAAGGUCAAAUGGCUCAGUGAUGCUGUGUUGGAGCAGCUCAAGUUGUCUGCGAGUGUAGCGAAGGCCAUUGAAGAGAGGAGGACGAAACUGGAGAAACAAACUCGGGCCUGGGAUACCCUUCGUACUGAGCGUACGGACAUUCUAGACGGGAUUCUCGAAUCCCUAGGACGCCAGCUCGUGCCUCCCGACUUUCAUGAGAACUCUUCCGAUUCAUCCUUAUUUGGAAGCCAAGACUCCGAACCAGAACAGCAGGCGCAACCUGGCGAGUCGUUCAUACCGGGACAGAGUCCCACCUUGACUAUUCGACAUUCGAAUGGUUACGAACAGCAUAGACGUGCCAAGGCCAAGUCUCAGAAGCACGACAGAAGCCGCUGGAGGUCUUUGCGCGACUUUGUAGAUGAAAGAGCCAUCGAAGAUGCUCUUGAAACAAUUGAGAGCGAGCGAAGCGCGCUUGAUGAUGUUCUCGCGACUACAGCUGACUAUCCGGUGACUUUGCAUGAUACGCUGACCGCCAUCCGGAAAGCCUUACCUCCGUCACAUUCUGUCAAUAUUGAAGACGUUCUGAACGUGCAGGAUACCAUAUCAAAUUCUAUGGCCGAACAGCUUGCCAGUUUGGUCGGGCAUUAUGAUGAAAUGGAAAGUGCGCUGAGAAAUAGCGAAUCUGGUGAGGUUUUUGGAGAAGAAGAUCUGCGAGAUAUGAAUCGAGACGCAGAUGAGCUUCCUUCUAUUAUUUCUGAGCUCGAAGAAUCAUGUUCAUCAAUAGAGAGCAGCCAUGAAGAACUACUUGCCGCUAAGAGCUUGAUGCAUCAGCAUCUGGAAAUACAUCGAACUGUCUUAAACGAUCUAGAAGAGCUCGGUGAUAUCAUGAGCGAGAUGCUCCAACGAGAGCAAGAGGUUGAGAGGGGCUGCCUUGAGCGACUUGAAACUCUCCAUCAACAUCUACAAGACUUUGAAGCCCUGUCGAACCAAUUCGAAUCUUAUCAAUUUUCGUUCAACAAGCUUCUGAUCGAGAUGGCUAGACGGAAACAGUACAAGGAAGCGGCAGAACACAUUGUACGAGGCAUGCUUGCUCAAUUAGAGGCCAUGACAGAAGAGGAACAACAGAUGCGACGGGAUUUCAAUGUGGAGCACGGCGUGCAUCUUCCAGCGGAUAUUUGUCUUAAUAUCGAGAACCCACCGACACGGUGGGAUGUUGUUCCACUCGAUGGAGAUGCGAUCGAGACGAUUCCUGAUAUUGACGACGAUUUGUUGACGCAGGCAAAGGAUGUCGUCGCGCACGUGGAAGGGCCCACCCAUGGCAGUCAGAGCUUGUGA